Yarrowia lipolytica CLIB122 is the source of this 1437-nucleotide messenger RNA. RefSeq lists its product as uncharacterized. Lineage: Eukaryota; Fungi; Ascomycota; Dipodascomycetes; Dipodascales. The record is from RefSeq and is a predicted model, not a curated record. Gene Ontology annotation, biological process: coenzyme A biosynthetic process. Gene Ontology annotation, molecular function: ATP binding; pantothenate kinase activity. Gene Ontology annotation, cellular component: nucleus; cytosol.
AUGCAACAAGCAACACAGGAACUGAAGGAUAUCACAGCUCGGUCCAGGGACUCUCCCCGCACCUCUGCCCUCAAAUUCCUCCACGCCGGUGACAUUCAGAUUAACGUGGAGGGCGCUUUCAUUGUUAAUAAGGAUCAGAAUGGCCGAGAAACGCCCCCCGACACACGAGACAUUGUUCUUCCCCACCACACGGCCCAUGUGUCACACAUUGCCAUUGAUAUUGGCGGCUCACUGGCCAAAAUCGUCUACUUCAGUCACGACGAGCCUAACGGCGACACUCUAGAGGACGUGGGUGGUCGUCUCAACUUUACAGUGUUUGAGACGGACAAGAUAGAUGACAUGAUUGACUUUCUCAAGGGCCUCAUGUCUCGUCUUCAAGACAAUCAUCGACGCAGCUCCCGGUCCAACGAGCGACUCACCCCCGACGGCUCGUCGAUCCGGUCAUCAUCCCACGACUCCACCAUUGCUGCGAGUCCCACAAAGCCCCAACAGUCCAACAUGCGCAUCAUGGCGACCGGAGGGGGCGCAUACAAGUUCUACGAGCGGUUGCGCAACGAGCUGGGCGCCGAUAUCUCUCGUGAGGACGAGAUGGAGUGUCUGAUUGCUGGGCUGGAUUUCUUCAUCACGGAAAUCCCGGAGGAGGUCUUUUGCUACUCGGAAACGAACCCAAUGGUGUUUGCCGAGCCCCGCCAGCCGUCCAUCUACCCGUAUCUAUUGGUGAACAUUGGUUCCGGCGUUAGCAUGAUCAAAGUUCUUGGUCCGCAACAGUUUGUGCGUAUCGGUGGCUCCUCUCUUGGAGGAGGCACUCUGUGGGGCCUGUUGUCGCUUCUUACCGACGCUACGUCUUACGACGAGAUGCUUGCCAAGGCUGCCGAAGGAGACAAUUCGAAUGUGGACAUGCUUGUGGGUGAUAUUUAUGGCCAGGACUACACAAAGAUUGGCCUGAAGGCGACAACUAUUGCCAGUAGUUUUGGACGAGUGUUCAAGGAGAUUCAGAGGGACCGUGAAAGUGGAGAAGGUGAUGGAGGCGACGGCAAGAGUGGGGGUGACGUCGACGCCAAGAGCGAAGCUUCGGCAUCGUCCACCGAUUCUGCAUCUUCUCACGCGCCCAAGUCCUCUCGGGACUUGUUCAAGAGUGAGGAUAUCUCUCGGUCGCUUCUCUACGCUAUUUCCAACAACAUUGGCCAGAUUGCAUUUCUGCAAGCGCAGAUCCACAAUCUCCAGCACAUUUACUUUGGCGGAUCGUACAUCCGGGGCCACCUGCAAACCAUGCAUACUCUGAGUUACGCCAUCAACUUUUGGAGUCAGGGAAGUAAACAAGCUUACUUUUUGCGACACGAGGGGUACCUGGGUGCUGUGGGUGCGUUCAUUAAGAAGCAACCCAGCGGCUGGGGACGACGGAACUCGGCUGGGGAGUUGGAGCGUUUCAUGCAGUAG